AUGGCCAUUCCGCUGAGAGGACGCCCUGCGCGUAAGUACAUGACGAAACUACUACAAUCAAGUUACUAAAUCUCUGCAUAGACGCCCCGGGCCCGACGUUCUUCAGCUAUACGCCCAAUGGAAAGAAGCUCAUCACAGCUGGUCCCAAUGGUGCUAUACGAGUGUUCGAACAUGGAUCGGACAGCGAACCUACAAUCAUCGACGUGCCCACAGAGAAUCACCUCGCAGCUGUUGCAGCCAAUGACUUCUUCAUCAUUGCGAGCGAAGAAGGAGAUGUGACGAAGUACUCCUUGGUGACGAACAAGAUGGAUGACAUACUCAUCCGAUGCUCGGCUCCUCCGCGCGAUCUGGCUUUGUCUCCAGAUGGCGAAUGGCUGGCAGUGGCUAGCGAGUAAGUAGUUAAACAAAGUACAGUAUCCAAAGAAUACUGCGACUGACUGUGGCCUAGCGAGCUUGAGAUCAAGAUCGUGAACGUAAAGGACACGAUGCGCGUUAUGUACUUGCGUGAACAAACUCGUCCAGCCAAGCAUCUGUCUUUCGAUAUCAGCGGCACGACACUCACCGCUUCGUGCGCGGAUGGCAUGAUCUAUGUCUACUCUCUCAGCUCGGAGCAGCCGCAGCUCACCAAGCGUGUCGAUGGGCUGCUUGGCAUGCUCGAUGUUGAAUCAGAGAAUGCUUCUCGGCCAACAUGGCACCCAGAUGGAAGAGCUUUCGUGGUACCAACACAGAACAAAGGUGAGCUCUGUGCCAAGGAAGUUAGCUAUCUAUCCUAUGUUAACUAACAUCUCUCGCAGAGUUGCAGGUUGUUGCCCGAAACGAUUGGUCGCGGCAGAAGGUGUUCUCCGGCCUCAAGUCAGAGAUUACAGCCUUGGCCUGGUCACCGAACGGCGCGUUGUUAGUCACCGCAGACCUCGACAAAGCUCUGACACUCUGGGAUGCGAGGACCCAAAAGGUCCUCCAAAUAUACAGCGAUCUUCGCAAUACCGUUUUGAACGUCCAGUGGCACCCGAAGGACAAUGUCUUGUCCUAUACCAACAAUAAUGGCGAGCUCUUCAUCCGCGAAGACUUUGUGCCAGAUGAGCACAAGAAGCUGCUCCGCUUGGAAAAGCAACCAGCUCCUUUGACCAGCGAUCCGCUUUUAGAGGUAUCCGGUAACGCUCGUAAACCCAUGACAAAUGGCGUGAAUGGACACAAGCGGACGGCACAAGACGAGUACCUCGAUGAUCUUCUCGGACCAGACGCCAUGUCCGAGGACGGUGAUGGUUUCAUUGAAGACGACGAUGGUGCGGGCUACGCAGAAGAACCUAAUCUGUAUGGAAAACGUGCAGCUGGCGCUUUGGACGGGCCUCAACCAAAGAGACAAGCCUCGUGCGGCGCUUGGCAGCCUCAAUUUCAUCCCUCUUUCCAGCCAGGGAGCACUCCGUGGAAGGGAAAUCGCCGAUACCUGUGCCUCAACUUGACCGGCUUCGUCUGGACUGUCGAUCAAGAAACACACCACACCGUGACCGUGGAAUUCUACGAUCGACAAGAGCACCGGGACUUCCAUUUCACCGAUCCUUACCGCUACGACAAAGCUUGUCUUAACGAGAAAGGCUCACUCUUCUCUUGUCCCUCUUCGUCGCAACAUCCAGCCGUCAUUUACUACCGGCCGCACGAAACAUGGACUGCACGGGUGGACUGGCGGACCGAGCUUCCUGCCAGUGAAGAGGUCACGUCGUUGUCACUGAGCGACUCCUGCGUCGUCGCCACUACCUCCACUGGGUAUGUUCGCAUUUACAGCCUGUUCGGGCUGCCCUUGAAGGUGUACAGACAGAAGACCACUCCAGCUGUCACUUGUGCAAGUUGGAGGGACUACGUCAUGACAGUUGGAAAUGGUCCCGUCGGAGGCGACGGCACAACACGGCUCUUGUACACGAUUGAGCAUGUCAAGCGAGACGAAAUCUGUCAGAGCGAAGACAUCUUGGCACUGCCGGAGGGCACAGAACUGCGUAGCGUCUUCUUCAGUGACAAAGGUGACCCCUGCAUCUACGACAGCGACGGAGUCCUACUCGUAUUGCUACACUGGAGAACGCCUGGACAAGCAAAAUGGGUACCAUUGCUGGACACCAAAUCACUGGACCGUCUCGCUGCUGGCAAGAAGGAAGAGACCUACUGGCCCGUUGCCGUGGCAGAGGGUCGCUUCCACUGUAUUAUCUUGAAGGGCGGUGAACAGUAUCCCUACUUCCCCAGACCACUCCUAUCCGACUUUGAGUUCAAGAUCCCCAUCUCCUCUCAAGCGACGGCGGACGAGGACGAGGAGAAUGGAGCGGACCAUCAAAAGAGUCUAGAAGAGCAAUACGUUCGUUCUUCCCUUCAGCACUCGCUCCUCCAAGACUUGGUGGAGAACACGAACGCCACCUCCGCUCAAAAGACCGCCAUGGGCGUCAUGGAACGCGAGGUCGACAAGGCCCUCCUGCAACUCAUCGCGUCGGAAUGUAGGGAAGGCGAGGAGCGCGGUAUGAAAGCGCUGGAGAUUGCCUCGUUGAUGAGGGACAGGACAGGAAAGAUGCUAGAAGCCGCCGGAAAGAUCGCACAGCGUUUCCAGCGCGACCUGCUAGGCGAGAAGAUCAACGAGCUGGCAGAACGACGGAUAGUCGGUCUGGUUGACGAUGAUGAUUGA
Messenger RNA from Lecanosticta acicola, 2659 nucleotides. NCBI's taxonomy places the organism in Eukaryota, Fungi, Ascomycota, Dothideomycetes, Mycosphaerellales, Mycosphaerellaceae. The record is from the annotation of a GenBank genome assembly.